Cylindrotheca closterium is the source of this 936-nucleotide messenger RNA. The record is from the annotation of a GenBank genome assembly. Lineage: Eukaryota; Bacillariophyta; Bacillariophyceae; Bacillariales; Bacillariaceae.
AUGGUAUCUGUCCACGAACUCAUCUCCAUCUCAGAAGCCAUUCUCUCUGGUCGAGAGAGGAAAAGAGGCCGCAAACGGGCGUGCGCCGAAGAAUCUUUUGUUGCACUGUUCAAGGUCACGCCAUUCGUUGCAAUGGAAGUGUGGGAACAUUUGCAAGAACAUACGAAUAUUCCUUGGCAAAUCAAACCAAAGCAUUUUCUGUGGACUUUAUUUUUCUUGAAGCAUUGUAUGACAGAAAGAUCAGCUGCUGUCUUGCUUGGAUGCGAUCGAAAGACCUAUCGAUAUUACAUCUGGUGUGUAAUUGAUUAUGUUGCGUUGUUGAAAGAUAAGGUGAUCCUUUGGGAGAACAGGCUUGAAAGCAGUGCCGCUGCUAAAGUUUCUGUUGAUGGUACAGAUUUUCGUACUGUGGAGUAUUAUCCAUUUGAUCCUUGGCGGUGCUCCCAUAAGUUCAAAUGUGCUGCGCUGAGAUAUGAAGUUGCAAUCGCAAUCAAGACUGGCUUCAUUGUUCAUGUGAAAGGUCCCUUCAAGGCCGGAACUUGGACUGACAAAAAAAUCGUCAAAUUGGAACUCCAUGGGAAGCUUGCGCCUGGCGAAUAUUACCUCGCAGAUGGCGGAUACACCAAUAAAAAUGCCCCUGUCAUCACCAAGAACACAAUUCCACAACACGAAAGGGCCAAGAUGAACGCGAUCAUGGCAAGGCAUGAGACAAUCAAUGGGCGAUUCAAAGACUGGCAAAUAUUGGAGAAUAGGUUCCGCCAUGGAGAACACCGCCAUCGUGGUGUGUUUACUGCGAUUGCUGUAAUUACACAGGUUGAAAUUGAAACGGGUAUGCAUGUGUUUGGCGUUUCAAAACAUAAUAUAUGGUACUGUUUUAUUAAGAUGAUACAUAUAAAGGAAUACAAUAGCAAAAUAAAAUAUAGUGCUCUGAAAUAUUGA